Messenger RNA from Gastrolobium bilobum, 2569 nucleotides. Its product is annotated as G-type lectin S-receptor-like serine/threonine-protein kinase At4g27290. The coding region runs from base 1 to 2463 and encodes 820 amino acids. The record is from RefSeq and is a predicted model, not a curated record. The transcript has 7 exons. Gene Ontology annotation, biological process: recognition of pollen; protein phosphorylation. Gene Ontology annotation, molecular function: protein serine/threonine kinase activity; ATP binding. NCBI's taxonomy places the organism in Eukaryota, Viridiplantae, Streptophyta, Magnoliopsida, Fabales, Fabaceae.
AUGGGCAUUCUUCCUGUUAUGCUUGUUAUUACCAUAGUAAUACUCUUAUUCUCCUCUCAAAUCUCCUCUGCAAUUGAUACCAUUACCCUUUUUCAAUCACUUCCUGAUGGCAGAACCUUGGUGUCAAAAGAUGGAAUCUUUGAGUUGGGUUUCUUCAGUCCAAGUAGUUCAACAAACCGCUACGUUGGAAUAUGGUACAAAAAUAUCCCAGUUAGAUCUGUUGUUUGGGUUGCAAACCGUGACACUCCAAUCAAAGACAACUCCAGCAUGUUAAACAUAAGUAAAGAGGGAAACCUUGUCCUUCUCAGCCAGAACGGCACAGUUCAUUGGUCAACAAACGCAACAAAAAAGGCCUUCAAUGCCACAGCUCAGCUUUUAGAUUCUGGCAACUUGGUUUUAAGAGAUGAACAUGACAACAAUCCUGAAAGCUUCUUGUGGCAAAGCUUUGAUUAUCCGUCUGAUACCUUGUUACCAGGAAUGAAGCUUGGAUGGAACCUAAAGACCAACCUUAAUCGUCAUCUAACAGCUUGGAAGAACAAGGAGGACCCUUCUAUGGGAGAUUUUACUUGGGGUUUCGUACGUAGCAGCAAUCCUGAAAUGGUGAUGUGGAAGGGCUUAACUAAGUACUACAGAGGUGGCCCUUGGAAUGGGAUUCAAUUCAGCGCUGCACCAUCUUUGAAAUAUGACCCAAUGUUCGAUUUCAAGUUUGUGUACAAUGAGGAUGAGUUGUAUUACACAUUCAGCCUCAAGAAUAAGUCUGUGGUUUCAAUACUUGUCAUGAACCAAACGACUUAUGCUCGUGAGCGCUACACAUGGAUUGAAGAAGCUAAAACUUGGAGGAUGUAUUCAUCUACGCCAAGAGACUAUUGUGAUAACUAUAAUCUUUGUGGCCCAUUUGGAAAUUGUGCCAUGGGUGAGUCCCCUGUUUGCCAGUGUUUACGUGGAUUCAAUCCAAAAUCACCUCAGGACUGGAUCACAAUGGACUGGACUCAAGGAUGCGUGAUAAGUGAAACUUGGAAGUGCAAGGAGAAAGAUAAAGAUGGUUUCCUCAAAUUCAUUAACAUGAAGGUGCCAGACACUGACAAAUCUUGGGUUAAUGGAAGUAUGACACUUGAGGAAUGUAAAGCCAAAUGCUGGGAAAACUGUUCUUGUACAGCCUUUGCAAACUCAGAUAUAAGAGGAGAAGGUAUUGGGUGUGUCCUUUGGUUUGAUGAUCUAUUAGAUUUGAGAAGGCUUCCAGAUGCUGGGCAAGACCUGUAUGUUAGAGUGGCUACCUCUGAAAUAGAAAAUCAAGAUGCGAAAGAUGAUUUAAAGAAAAAGGUGGUUGUGAUCACAAGCACUGUUUCGUCUAUUAUUGUGAUGCUUUUAAUAUUGACUUUCAUUUACCGGAGGAGGAAAACAAUUAAAGAAAAACCCUGGGCAAGACAAAAGAAUGAUGAAAGCAAAGAAGAAGAUUUUGACCUACCUCUAUUCGACCUUGCUUCAAUAGCACAUACCACUGAUGACUUCUCAAGUGACAAGAAGCUUGGCGAGGGGGGUUUUGGGCCUGUAUAUAGGGGAACACUGCCAGAUGGACAAGAGAUUGCUGUCAAGAGACUUUCACGAACAUCAGGACAAGGAUUGAAAGAAUUUAAGAAUGAGGUUAUAUUCUGUGCCAAGCUUCAACACCGGAAUCUUGUUAAGGUCCUUGGUUGUUGCAUUCAAGAAGAUGAGAAAUUACUCAUAUAUGAAUACAUGUCCAACAAAAGCCUCGAUUACUUCCUUUUUGAUUCUACUCGAAGUAAUCUUCUCGACUGGUCCAAACGUUUGUACAUUAUAACUGGCAUUGCUCGAGGGCUUCUUUAUCUUCAUCAAGACUCAAGAUUAAGGAUCAUACAUAGAGAUCUUAAAGCCAGUAAUGUUUUAUUAGACAAUGACAUGAACCCGAAAAUUUCUGAUUUUGGCUUAGCUCGAAUGUGUGGUGGUGAUCAAAUUGAAGGAAACACAAGCAGAGUUGUUGGUACAUACGGUUAUAUGGCACCUGAAUAUGCCUUUGAUGGGUUAUUCUCCAUCAAAUCUGAUGUAUUUAGCUUCGGCAUAUUAUUGCUAGAGAUAAUAAGCGGCAAGAAAAACAAAGGGCUUUCCUAUCCAAACUAUAAUUGCAAUCUUAUUGGACAUGCAUGGAAGUUGUGGAAAGAGGGCAUCCCAAUGAAAUUGAUUGAUUCUUGUAUGGUGGAGUCAUGCAUUCUAUCUGAAGUCUUACGUUGCAUUCAUAUUGGACUUUUGUGCGUGCAACAUCGUCCAGACGAUAGGCCAAACAUGGCAAAUGUGGUUGUGAUGUUAAGCAGUGAGAGUACUUUGCCUCUACCAAAGGAGCCUGGUUUCUUAAUGGAAAAGGGGCCAAUUGAUGGAGAAUCGUCUUCUGAGAAGCAUAUAUUUUCUUCUUCUAAUGAGCUAACUAUCUCAGUGUUGGACGCCAGAUAGAAAAAUUUAUUUACUUCUUACAUUGCAUAUAUACUUAUUUAAUUAGUAUCUGUUCCAAACUUAAAAUGUCCUUUAAUGAUGCGUUACUUGUUGUGAAACAUAAUAA